Molecule: messenger RNA, 1821 nt
Organism: Oikopleura dioica
Lineage: Eukaryota; Metazoa; Chordata; Appendicularia; Copelata; Oikopleuridae
Source: the annotation of a GenBank genome assembly
AUGCUUAGGAUCAUCGAAUCUAGAAUCGGAACCGACUCGGUCAGGGGUCUCUCUUUUGAUAAUAAGUUGAAAUCUGAAUAUAAGUACCAGCGGCACUAUCUGGAACACACCGACGACAUCAAAUGCCUUGCCUUGCAUCCAGACCCUUCGCGAUGCCUUGUCGCCACUGGUCAAUGUGCGGGCAACGGCAACGGUGUCACGCGACCGCCACACAUUCGCCUCUGGAACUACAACACUCUCGAGACCUUUCACGUUAUAAACGAUGCUUUCGCCAGGGAUAGACAACCUUACAAAAUUUGUUUUUUCUUUGAUAAACAAGUGGUUUCUUUGGCGUUUUCACGAGCCGAUCUGGGCGCACACUUGUUUGCGACUGACGACAGCAGUGAUCAUGUUCUCCGAAUUUGGGCGAUUUCCGAAGACGAAGCGUCGCCGCCCGAGAAGCUCCAAGAAGGAAAAAUCACCAAGGACCAAAUCUUGGGAGUGACGCCACAUCCGGGCAAAGCGAAGCGUCUGGUCGUUUAUGGCCGCAACCACGUGAUUUUCGUCUCCUUCGAAAAAGAAAAAAUCGCCAAAAAAUCUGGCGUCUUUGGCAACGUCGAGAAGCCGAAGUUUGUCACUUCCGCAGUUUAUACUCCCUCUGGAGAUUUACUAACUGGCGACUCGAACGGAGCUGUCGUCGGAUGGAGUGGAAACCAGACGAAUUUCUGCAUUUCAAAUGUUCACCAAGGCGGAAUCUUUUCGAUUGAAAUCGACCCUGAAGGCGACAUCAUAACCGGCGGGGGCAAAGACGGAAGAAUCGUGGCCACGAGUCCGGAAGGCGAAGUUCUUGACGAAACAUCACUUCCAGACUACGUCGGUGGCUGCCGCUGUGUUGUCCUUGGCCGCAAUGGGACUAUCUACGUGGGAACUACCAAGAACUCGAUCAUGAAGAUGAAUUUCGAAGAAGAAUAUUCGACAAUUAUGCAGGGACAUUUUGACUCGCUUUGGGGACUUGCCACUUCCAAAACCAAGAACAGUCAGUUUCUUACAGCGUGUUUUGACGGGCGAGUAGUGCUGUGGGACUUGGACUACCACAAGCCCGUGUGGACGAAAGUAUACAACUUGGCCUUCCGCUGCGCUGGAGUGCACCCGACGGAGAACAUAGCCGCAGUGGGAACGACGAAGGGCGAAUGGCUAAUCAUAGAACUCGAAAACGGGGAAAUCCUCCAACGCGGCGCCGACGGAAAGAAAGAGCCGAUUUCUGUAGCUUCAUUUUCUCCAGAUGGCAACUACUUGGCUCUGGGCUCACACGACAACAACGUCUACCUUUACCAUGUGCCUGGCUUCCGUCGCGCUGGCCGUCUCCAUGGCCAUUCAAGCUUUAUCAGCCAUCUCGACUGGUCGGACGACUCGAAGCAUAUCUGCUCCAACUCGGGCGAUUAUGAGCAAUUGAUGUGGACAGUGGAAACGUGCAAACAGAUCACGCAGCCGUCGACGAUGAAACACACGCCUUGGUCGACUUCGAACUGCACCAUCGGAAUCAACAAUAUCGGAAUCUGGCCAGAAGGAGCCGACGGCACUGAUAUCAAUUCCACCUCCAGGGGUGCGGAAACCGCUCAUACGGUCGAACGGGGAAACGUUCUCGCCGCUGCUGAUGACUUUGGCCAUGUGAGACUUUUCGAGUACCCGGCGAGACAAGCUCAGGCUCCUUCCAGGGAGUACAGCGGUCAUUCAAGCCACGUGACGGCCGUCGAGUUCACCCAAGACGACAAGCAUCUUCUUUCGACUGGUGGCAUGGACGCCUCGAUUCUCCAGUGGACCGUCCUGCCAAAAUCUUCAUAG